ACGUGAUGAUUCAGUUUCCAUGUUGCAUUAAUUGCGAUCAGUAUAUAAGGGGAAACCGUUCGUGGUUUCCCCUCACUUGUUCAAAAUUUCAAAAUUUCCGGUUUAGAGAAAAAGAGUCCUCUGUCUUCUGCGAUAAGGUUUUCUGAAAUUCCGGUGAGGUUGUUUGAGUUUGAGUCCUCAUUUUUCUUUUCUUCAUCUUGAUGGCUGAACCCUCAAGUCCUCAAAAUGUGGAGGGUGGAAACCCUGAGAAACGGCCGCUGGCGGCGGCCGAUGAAGAUGAAGCGGAUGAUGGUGGAGCAGUCGGUGGUGGUUUACCGGUGUUGAACUGGUCAAAAAGUUAUUUUGAUAACCUGAUGACCAGCAUACAAAUGCCCAAAGAGUAUGGGGCUAUCUAUCCCCAAGAGGGAGAUACCGGUGCUGAUGCUCCGGCGGGAUAUAUUACCCUGUGGGCAGAGUUUUUUUAUGAUGGCAAUCUCCGACUGCCGUUGACGGUGUUUGUUGCCGAAAUUCUGGAGUUCUAUCAGAUACACAUCUCCCAACUGAGUCCGUUUGGGAUGUUUCGGAUCAGAAAUUUUGAGUACACCUUCCGUGCUCAUGGUUUAGACGUGUCUGUUGAAAACUUCCGGCGGUUCUACCACCUGACUGUGAACACCGGGUUCUUUUCGUUUAAUCAACGACAAAGAAGUAAGAAGCUGAUGACCCCUCCCAAGGGUGUCACAAAGUGGAAGACGAAGUUUUUCUACAUUAGGGCUGUUGCGGUAGCCGCAAAGAUGACUUUGCGGAAUGUGAAUGCGGACCUCCCUACGGAGAAUAUUGUUGUUGCUACCGCAAAGACUGUGAGCUGGUUUUCAAGGCUGCAACCGAUUGAACUCAAAAGACUGGAUAAUAAUGAGUUGUGGGUGUUGCGGAUGAUGCUGACCAGGCCGGAUAGGAGGGCAAGGCCCGUUUUGUGGGAAAAGAGUGGUGAGGAUGCGGUCGGCCUAUGGAGGAUGUUUGAUCCAACCUUUGAAGGCAAGGUUGAGUUGCUUCCGUGCGGGGAACGUGAAGGCUUCAACCUAAAGAUUGUUGGGAAUUUCCGCGUUCCUGAUCGCGCGGCGCUGAAGGCACCACUGCCGCAAGGCAAAGGUGAUCUUGGGGUCUUGGGGAAGUUUCAGGUGAAAACUGUCCCCAAGAAGCAUACAGAGAAAAAGCAUGCAGAGAAAACCGCGUGGGGGCGCGGUAAGAAAAAUCCUGAGGGUUCUGUUGCCCCUCCUUUAGUGUCCCAAGCCGCAGGUACCUAUCGUUCUUGUUACCGCAGAUAUACCGAUUACGUAGUAGUAUCUGAUACCCUUGAGGGUUUGGGUGUUCCAGGUGGUGGUGCGGCUGUAGGUGGGACUGCUGCGAGUGCCACCCUUGCGGGUGAGAAAAGGAAACCGGAACAGACAGCUGCUGGUGCCGGUGAAAUUAAACGUCGGAAGCUGCAGUCCAAGAGGGCUGGUCCGACAUAAAAGAAACUUGCGGUUACUGCUGAACCGCAAGGUAAAGAUUUUUCUAUCUUUGAUGCUCCCUCGUCUCCCCUGCAUACCACGGCUACGGAUACGGGUGUUACGAAGGAAACUGCGGUACCUUUUGCCAAGGUGGUGCCCGAUCCGACCGCGCGGGCGGAGGAGACUGUGGAGAAGGUUGCGGACCAGAUCUUUGAUACCGUUGAUUCUUCUAACAACUUGAUCUCUCCAAACGAUGCUGAUAAUUUGGAUCUACGGUUUUCUGAUGCUGGGAAGCAAAAAUCUGGUGCUGAGCCGCAAAAGUCUCCUGCUGGUGAGAAGGUUACUGGUUCUUCUUCUGGUGGUGCGGGUUAUGAUGGGCCUCCGAUUCAGCCUGAGGAGUUUGAAUUGGAGUAUUAUUACCGCACUUACACACAGGAUCGAACUACAAGUUAUCACCGACCCCCCUGGACUGUUAUGCAGGGGGAUGAUAUUUCCAACGAUCCUUCCGCUUGUAGAGAAAUUUUGGGUGGCCUGGGCACCCCGUUUGAAGUUGAUCGCGCUCGUGCCGCAUCCUAUGAACUUCGCAUCAACCAACUUUCCACGAUGCUUGUGGGAAGUUCCAUAGUGGCGAAUGCCAUUAUGGAGGACUAUAAGUUGUUGAGUCGGAGGGAGGAAGAAGCUGCACGGAUGCGGGCUGAGGCGGAGAGGUUGGUUAGAGCUGCUCGCGCAGGUGCGGAGCAGCUUGAAAAAGAUACGGCUGCUUUUGAAAAGCAUAAGCAGACUGAGGAAUGGGCUGCAACCGCCGAGCUUAAACAGGUGCGUACUCUUGCCAAGUUACUUUCUGGGGAGCGUAAGAAUUGGAAAGAAACACUUUCCAAUGAGCGCAAGACAUGGAAGGAAUCUUGGGCUAAACAGAAUGAAAAUCUGUUUCGUGCUCGCCAGUAGUUGGCCAAUCUGAAGGCAGCUAAAGCUGUUUUGGCCAAAGAGAAGGUUGCGGCCGAGGCAGCUGCAGGUAGGGCUAAGGAGGAUGAGGCCCGGACCGCGAAGGCUCUUGAAGAGGCCAAGAAGGCGGGGGCUCGUUUUGCCAAUGCCCUUGAUGAAGCGAAUGCUGACCGCACUCGUUUAAACCAGACUGUUGUGAGCCUCCAGGCUGAGGUUCAGGCUCUCGAGGCUAAGCUUGCAGACAUUACUGCCCGCGUGACUGUAGCGGAAGAGCGGGCUAAUGAGGCUGUCGAGGCCAGAGAUGCCCUGACCUCUUCGUUUAACCAGCUUGAGGCUGACCGUAAGUGGAUGCGGAGUCACGGUAUUGCACAUAUUGUUCAAGCUAUCAUGGAUGCGCCCGAGACUGCAACUGGUAUAGACUUGAUCAAGCAGCGUGCCCGUGAUGCUGGUUUUAAAGCUGGUUAUAACCGUUGCAUCGGUCAUAUAAACAUUUUGUCUAAAGGUGGCUAUACUGAUGAGCGGUCCGGGUUUCGUGACAUGGACACCGAAGCGCUUCUUGAGGCGGCGUUGCAUCAUUUUAUGACAUGUCUCUUUCUUCUGUUGAGAAGAUUGAUGAAUGCUUAGAUGCAGCAGACUAUGUAGACCGGUUGCGGAUGCUGUAUGCCGAUGCGGAAAAGGAAGAUACCGCUGGUGAUGGCCAAGAUGGCGCGGGUAACAGUGGUACAAAGUAGAACUAGGUUGGCCUGCGUGCCCCUUUUUUGUUUUCCUCUUGUAUAUGUUGAAACUUUAUGUAAAUCCGUUGUGCACCAAGUGGGUGCACGAAUUUUUUGAAUAUAAAGUUUAACUGUUGCUCAA
Helianthus annuus (common sunflower) is the source of this 3263-nucleotide messenger RNA. RefSeq lists its product as uncharacterized. The transcript has 6 exons. The coding region runs from base 201 to 1487 and encodes 428 amino acids. Lineage: Eukaryota; Viridiplantae; Streptophyta; Magnoliopsida; Asterales; Asteraceae. The record is from RefSeq and is a predicted model, not a curated record.